ACCGCGGCCGCGCUUAACAGUGCGCUCGAGAGGUACAAAGAGCUAAUCUGGACGGCUACCGAGCGCUAGAGCAGGCACUGCCGCCCGUCAACCUCUCCCGUGAAGGCUUCGGAGGGCGCUUCAGUCAGGGUCGGCGGCGUGGAGGGCGUCAUAUCAGGCGCCGCAGACGCCUCCAGGGCACAGCAGAUGAGAUCGCCCGCACGCUGCAGGCUUCGAACGCACUGCGUUGCGUAGAGGACAGCGCCGGCGAACCAAGCGCAACACACUCGCAGGGCGCGGGCACGGCAUCUGAGGAGAUCUCCAUUCCCGCGCGUCGCCCGAUUCCAGCACAAACGCGAACACCGCGGCGGUGGCUGCGUCUCGCGCGCCUCGCAGCCGCCACAAUAUCCCUGUGACCCUGGCUGGCCUGCUGUUUGAGACAGGCGUCCGGAGUCGCUCAAGGUUCGUCAGAAUUCAGCUCGGCGUAUGCAGCAAAAAAUCGCUCAAUCACCAGGUUGGGGCGACCAAUCUUUGGUCUGCGACCGAGGAGUCCGACCCUGGAGGGAAAGCACCGUGUGCCACGGUCGCCUUAAUGCCAGGCUCCCGUGGCCCCGCCCGCACUGGGCCUUCAAAUAGUGGGCUGACUUCUCGCCCUUCCCAGCGCGGGUCACAGGAGUGCCGCCGGACAUGUGCGCCAAGAUUCCCGCGUCAGUGUGCGCCCAACCACGGGCAACGGAGAUGCAUGGCGGCACAAUAAGCACCUGAUAGACUCUUCUUGCGACUCGAGCAGGGUCCCUCGCGCCAAUCUGGAACAGGGCGUGGACGACGACAUACGCCUGGCGCCGCCGCCGCCGCUUUGCGUAAAGACCGGUCGAUGGUGACGCUGUCGCUUCGCCGCCGGUGGGAGACCGUGAUGGAGACGCGUGCAGUGCACCAUCGGCGUGUUCGAGGGCGAGGACAAGCCGACACCCGCAGCGCGCCUCGGCCAAGCGCCUGGGCGGGCAGAUUGCCACAAAAGGCAGCCGCGAUCAGUACGCGAUCGACGCCUGAUAUUAGGCGCCUGAUACCCGAGUCAAAGCGUGGCGCCUACUGGAAAACGUAUCUGCACUCAUUACCGCCUGCACAAGAAUGCCUCCAAAAUCGUCCGCGAGCAAGGACAAAAACCUCGCCGGAGAAGAGGACGACCUACAGGCGGUCAUCCUCGCCGACAGCUUCAACACUCGAUUCCGGCCCUUGACCCUCGGCAAACCGAGAUGUCUGCUCCCAGUUUGCAACGCGACGCUGCUCGACUGGACGUUUGAGAGUCUGGUGCUUGCUGGCGUGCACGAGAUCUUUGUCAUCUGCCGGUCCUACCCCGAACAGGUCAAGAGUGCCAUCCAAGCCUCAAAAUGGUCUGAGCCGACCGCAGGGAUCAAGAUUGUGCCGAUUAUCACCUCUAAAGAGACCUUCACUCCCGGAGACGCCAUGCGUGACAUCUAUACCCAUGGGAUUAUCAAGUCUGACUUCGUGCUGGUCAUGGGCGAUCUGGUCAGCAAUGUACGGAUAGACGAGGUCGUCCGGAUACACAGAGAACGCAGAAGAGUCAACAAGGACGCAAUCAUGACCAUGGUGGUCAAGGAAAGCGGCGCGGUGCACCGGACAAGGUCAAGAGCAGAUUAUGGCGUCUUUGUGCUCGAUUCUCAAACUUCCCAGUGCUUGCAUUACGAAGCCGCCGUGGGCUACCCACCCACGAGACGUGUGCGGAUCCCCCGUGAUGUGCUUGCCGAGCAUCCGGAGGUCGAAAUUCGCAACGAUCUUAUCGACUGCUGCAUAGACGUCUGCUCCGUUGAGGUUCCCUCGCUAUUCCAAGACAAUUUCGAUUACGGUGACAUUCGGCGAGACUUCGUACACGGUGUCCUGACCUCGGAUCUUCUCAUGAAAGAUAUUUAUUGUUGUGUCAUCAAAGAGGGGUACGCUUCCCGCGUGUCAGACACACGGAGCUACGACUCUGUCAGCAAAGACAUACUGUCGCGAUGGACGUUCCCACUCGUGCCGGACGACAACCAUCCCGGCGGUCACGCUUACGAAUAUCUGCGCGGAAACACCUACAUCGCGAAGGAUAACUCUGUCGUUCUAUCCCGAACGUGCAAAGUUAACGCAAACACGCUUAUCGGCGCGCACACGACCGUCUCGCCCGGUGCCGUCAUCACCGCGAGCGUCAUCGGCCAGCGCUGCACCAUCGGUCCGAACGUCACCCUCUCGCGCGCUUAUGUGUUCGAUGAUACGCACAUCGACGCCGACACUGCUGUGGAGCAAAGUAUUAUUGGCAGAGGCGUCCGCAUUGGCGAGGGCAGCAAUAUUGAGCGCGGGUGCCUUGUCGGUGAUGGCGUCAUUCUCGGAAAGGGCGCGCGUCUAAGGUCGUUUGAAAGGGUGUCGAGACGGAGAGGGGAUACAGAGGACGAAGAGAGUGACGAGGAGUGGGAAGAGGUCGAGAAGAGUACGUUGCUGUGCUUGCACCACUGCAGCCUGCGCGCUGACAUCUGCCUUUCAGGCCAAGGCGACAAUACCGCCAUCCUGGGUCAAGGCUCAAAAGCCAUUGUAUGGCCGAGAGGUCCGUCCGAUGAUGACGAGGAGCUGGAGGAGGUUGAGCGCUUCAACAAUCAACGGCUGAUACGGAUUGGAGACACCGCAGCGGAUCUAUUCGCCCAAGCAGAGGCCGACGAAUCGGACUCUUCAGAGGACGAAGGGGAAGAGAGCGACGUCUCCUCCUUCGCACCGCUCUCACGCACUUCGUCAUUCUCCUCCGUCUCGAACGUCGCCACUGCGACGCAGUCGAGCAUCGCCGCGCUCUCAACGGCUGCGGCGGAGAGCGAGUUCCAGGCGGAGGUGACGCAGUCGCUCGACCGCGCGUUCGCGGAGGGGCACAGCGUCGAGAACGCCGCGGUCGAGCUCAAGACGCUCCGCAUGGCGAGCAACGUCGACCUGCGCAAGGUCCGCGAGGCGGUCGUCGCCGCGAUCGUCGAGCGCAUACCCGCCGAGGGCGAGCUCGCCGUCCAGAGGCGCGAGACCGUGCGGCUCGUCGAGCGCUGGGGGCCGCUCAUCAACCAGAUUGGCGGUGUGGACCCGGUGGAGACCGUCGAAAUCCUCCAGUACCAUUGUGCGAAGUCGCCUCGGAUCCAGAUAUUUGGCCCGGUCCUUGCUGCGCUCUACCAGGACGAUAUCGUGGACGAGGACGACAUCCGAGAAUGGCAUGUAAGCCCCGCUGCCAAGGGUGAAGGUGUCAAGUCGACCUCAGUUCUUGAGGGAGUGAGGUACUGUUGGGUUGUGGGUCAGAAACUAAUUGAGCAGUUUGAUGCUCAGGAGAGCGAAGAGGAGAGUGAGGAAGGAGACGAAGAAUGAAAAUAUGCGGCGUUGUAUAGAUAGAUGCUCCUUGCUGUCCUGCGGCUCACUUAAGAGCAACGACGCAUUUGGACAAGCCCGAGAGUACCGCCGGCAGAAGCAUAGAAGAUCAGGCACAAGCUCAGACGGGGACGUUGUGGAGUCUGCUACAGGCAUUAAAUCGUUUCCGACCUCGGACGAACGAGAGUGCGUAAUCGUCCAUGGGCAACCCAAGGGUAUAUCGAUUACAUACAACGCUGGGCUAUCUAUUACAGAAGAAAGUAAGGUCAUGAAAAUAUGGUACGUGUACAAUGCGAACGGAAGAGCGAAGCAUGAAGUCGUGAAUGUACAGCAAAAGGGCUUCGAGUGACUUAGGGGUCACUACGCGACUAAUACUUGAGGAUGAUGUACAGUGCGUGGAUGAUUCCAGGACUAAAGGGACAGUUAGAAAGGAUGAGCUCGCGUUUAGCUCUUCGAAUGCUUACAUAUAACCCAGGAUUGUCUGGAGGAAGAGUCAGCCCCUGGACUUCGACAUUUGUAGGAGAGACGUACCAGCAGGAUGUUAAUGCAGAGAUCGGCGCCGCAUCCACGCUCGAGGAAGACACCGAGUGGUGGCAGGACGAUGGCCAAGCUGGAGGAGUGUACAGUCAGUAGGCCGCACGUUGAACGAAAUAUAGGUCACUAACAUGAUCUACAAGAGGAGGCGUUGAGCAGUCUGCAUCCAGUAUAACCAACAUUGGCAAACGUACCUUGCAAAUGUCAGAACCGGUGAAAGGCAUGUUGCUCAGCUGGUUGUGGCGCGAAAGGUCGGAGGGGGUAAAGAAGGCAGGGGUGAGUGCGGGCUUGUGGGGGUGAAACGGAUUCGGAGGACUUUAUAAGGGUGCGGGCGAAGUCGUUGGAGUCCGACGUACACACCCGCUGUAGCGGUCUGACGUCAGCACCCGCCCCGGAUUUCACCGCACUGCCUGCCGCUCAUGCCGCCCCAUGCUCUCACACCGCCCACGGCCGCGCCAACGUCCCCUUCGGCCUUCAGCGCGUCGAGCAACCACCAGUACCCGACGCGUACGCUGCUCACCAUGACGGCUGACAACUAUCCCGAAGACCUGCUCCGUUAGCAGCCGCACCGAGUCCGCUCACAAGCGGGGUGUCUUGCUUC
Phanerochaete carnosa HHB-10118-sp is the source of this 4492-nucleotide messenger RNA. RefSeq lists its product as uncharacterized. Gene Ontology annotation, cellular component: eukaryotic translation initiation factor 2B complex. The transcript is spliced from 9 exons. Bases 1108 to 3357 code for a protein of 749 amino acids. Gene Ontology annotation, biological process: biosynthetic process. The record is from RefSeq and is a predicted model, not a curated record. Gene Ontology annotation, molecular function: translation initiation factor binding; translation initiation factor activity; guanyl-nucleotide exchange factor activity. Lineage: Eukaryota; Fungi; Basidiomycota; Agaricomycetes; Polyporales; Phanerochaetaceae.